UAAGAUCAGGUUGUUCCAACCAGUACCGGUCCAAGAUGUCGAUCAACCGUAAAGUUCAAGUAUUGUUCGUCCUGUUUAGCUUCCUGGCGGCGGUGGUCCGUCCACAGGAGGACUACUGCAACCCGGACUUGUGCGAAUCCGGAGUGUCCAACAUUGGCUGUGGAGCCACGAACGAGCUGUCGUCGGAUUGCGUGGAUGCGAAAAAGUACACCUUCGAUGACAAGCUGAAGAAGAUUCUGCUGGAAGAGCACAACAAAUACCGGAACCAGGUGGCGAAGGGCGAACUGGACUGGCUGCCGAAGGCCGCCAACAUGGUCACGAUGGACUGGGACGACGACCUGGCCUACCUGGCCGAGCUGAACGCCAACAAGUGCCUGUUCGAGCACGACAAGUGCCACAACACCAAGAAGUACCCGGAUUCCGGCCAGAACAUCGCCUCGUGGGGCACCAGCGGGGACGACAUCGACGUGGAGUCGACGCUGAAGACGCUCGUCCAGGAGUGGUGGGACGAGCGUCACUUUGCCACACCGAAGCUGAUGAAGAAGCUGUUCGACAAGGAGAAGGCACUGCACUUUACGAUGCUGGUCCGGUCGAACGCGAGCCGGGUCGGAUGUGGCAUGGUCAAGUACCGGUCCGGGGAGUGGCUGUGGGUUCAGCUGGUCUGCAACUACUCGUACACGAACAUGAUUGGGACGCCGGUUUAUACGGCGGGAGAGCCGUGCUCGCAGUGCAAGACCGGAUGUGACGCCACGUACGACGGGCUGUGCAACAAGGACGAACCGGUGGAUGUGGGAGCUUGAAGGAGAAGUUGAGAAUGGGCAGCAGUGUUAACAGCUGGAAAUAAAUUUGGUGUUGGGAA
Messenger RNA from Culex quinquefasciatus (southern house mosquito), 859 nucleotides. Its product is annotated as antigen 5 like allergen Cul n 1. The coding region runs from base 36 to 800 and encodes 254 amino acids. The record is from RefSeq and is a predicted model, not a curated record. The transcript is spliced from 2 exons. NCBI's taxonomy places the organism in Eukaryota, Metazoa, Arthropoda, Insecta, Diptera, Culicidae.